Thelazia callipaeda (thelaziosis nematode) is the source of this 1128-nucleotide messenger RNA. Lineage: Eukaryota; Metazoa; Nematoda; Chromadorea; Rhabditida; Thelaziidae. The record is from the annotation of a GenBank genome assembly.
AUGGCAAGUGCUACUUCGUUAAACACAUUUUCAAGCGGAAAUAACAAAUAUCAAAGGAUUUCAAGGAUUUUCGAUAAAGUAGUCGAACCUGAUAAAACAGUGCAUGAAGAUCGAGUCUGCGUCUCUGAUAAUAUAAAUGAUUAUGGUAGCACAGACGAUGUUAACCGGAAAAGUAAUCCAAAUGCAUACCCUGGACGCUACGUUAUCGCCAAUCCAAAUAAUGCGGAACAAAAAAUGACACUUCCGCGUACUUUUACCCCAUCACCAAGUGUUUCGGGACGAUCAUCACCAGCAUGUCAUCCAAUACCUCCUCAUUCACGUAUCGCUAAUAUACGUCGAGAAAGUAAUAACUCGAUUGAAAAUGAACUCGCUCAUGAAAGGCUAAUGCAAUUUGCCCAACAGGUAUCGGUAAAAUUCAAUGAGUUCAGUAUUGGAAGUACUAGAGAACGGAAAAGAACACAUUCGCUUUCAGAACCCAUUUCUGUUUUAACAAAUGCUUUUAUUCCACACAGUUGUUCGCCAUCACCGACUCGUUCAGUUGAUUUACAAAAGCAGUACUAUUCCCCUUCAACGCAACAAGUUGUUCGUAAUAUCGCUUAUUCUCCGAGUCCAAGCCCUACGCCUAGUCCAACAAGACAUACAUUGCGAAGUAUUAGUCCAAUAGCCGUUCGUCAGGUCACGAAACGUCGAUAUCAUAGUUCAAGUGGUUGUGAAUUAAAUCCUGAUCAGUGUACAACCGGUGCAACAUCAGCUAAACGGGCAUACCAGCAAUCUGCUGUUUCAUCUCGUGGUUGCGUUUCUCCUCUUGCUUCAGAAAAUGUAUCAAGUAUUUCAGAGUCAGCCACUAAAUCUGGAGAACUGUCAAAUGCGUUUCCUUUGCGCUUCUCACGUCGUCUUUUGGUAGAUCCAGCAAUUAGCGUGAAAUUGUCUUCCGAAUCGUCAAUGGAAACAGACGAUGAUAGUGAUUCGCUUAGGGAACAAAAGACAAACAUAGUAUCAUCUGAGGUGCAAUGGAGGAAGCACAUUGGUCUUUCAGGAUUAAUUAAUGAAGGUGAUUUUGGUGGUGAGAAAUUGAUCACCUUUCUUUGUGAAGUGGUUUUUCAUUUUGCUUAUAUUUAUUCACUUUAA